This is a messenger RNA of Apiotrichum porosum, 1089 nucleotides long. RefSeq lists its product as uncharacterized. Bases 1 to 1089 code for a protein of 362 amino acids. The transcript has 4 exons. Gene Ontology annotation, molecular function: ATP hydrolysis activity; ATP binding. Gene Ontology annotation, cellular component: mitochondrial outer membrane. Lineage: Eukaryota; Fungi; Basidiomycota; Tremellomycetes; Trichosporonales; Trichosporonaceae. The record is from RefSeq and is a predicted model, not a curated record.
AUGCCUAGCUCAAGAGAUGUCGGCCGCGUCGUCAUGGACGCGCUCUACUACGCGUUGCGGUACGUCUUGUCGUCGCUUGCCGACACACCCGGCGCAAGCAAGAAGAGCAAAGAGAAGGGCGAAUCGCUCCUGUCGCAGACCGGACUGUCCAAGGAACAGCUGGCAGCCCUCGACCUCGACGAGUACGAGACGUCGAUCGCUGGCGAGAUUAUCCCUCCCCAGGCGAUUGACACCACUUUCGAGUCCAUCGGUGGACUGGACGAGAUCAUCAACUCGCUCCGCGAGACCGUCAUCUACCCGUUGACGUACCCCGAGCUCUUUGCUGCGGGCGGCUCGCUCCUCUCUGCGCCCCGCGGUGUGCUCCUGUACGGCCACCCAGGCUGUGGAAAGACGAUGCUUGCCAAGGCGCUGGCCAAGGAGAGCGGCGCUACGUUCAUCAACCUCCCUCUUUCCUCCCUCACCUCCAAGUGGUUUGGCGAGAGCAACAAGCUCGUCAACGGCCUGUUCUCGCUUGCGCGCAAAGUCCAGCCGUCCAUCAUCUUCAUUGAUGAGAUUGACUCGCUGUUCCGUGAGCGUUCGCAGGCCGACCAUGAGGUCACUGGCAUGCUCAAGGCCGAGUUUAUGACCCUCUGGGACGGCCUGACCUCUGGCACCGACCGCAUCCUGGUUCUCGGUGCCACGAACCGCCCCAACGACAUUGACCCGGCAAUCCUCCGCCGCAUGCCCAAGCGCUUCGCCAUCCGCCUCCCCAACUAUGAGCAGCGUCUCAAGAUCCUCUCCCUCAUGCUCUCGCACACCAAGCUCGCCUCUGGAUUCUCCAUCGAGGAGCUGGCGCGCCGCACCGACGGCCUGUCGGGCUCGGACCUCAAGGAGACGUGCCGCAACGCCGCCAUGGUCCCUGUCCGCGAGUUUAUGCGCGAGAAAGGUCGUGCGGGCAAGGACGGCCUCGAGGCUGCGCGCCGCGAGGGGUUCCAUGUCCGUCCUCUCGCCCUCGACGACUUCGCCAUCCAUGAUUCGCACCAAUACCACUAUGUAGACCCGAGCAAGAAGCGCGCACCGCCAGGCGCUUACGUUGACCCCGUCGACUAG